This is a messenger RNA of Rotaria sp. Silwood1, 1830 nucleotides long. NCBI's taxonomy places the organism in Eukaryota, Metazoa, Rotifera, Eurotatoria, Philodinida, Philodinidae. The record is from the annotation of a GenBank genome assembly.
AUGUUAUUAGUUACUAGUGGCGCUGUUGCACUUGAUCGACAAGUUCUAUGUAAAGAAGCCAUGAUGACAAUGACAAUGAGAAGAUCACUUUCACCAAAAGAUAUUUUAGAAAAUAGUCGUGUAGCUAUUCAAAGACAAACAUAUGCGGCUUUUGGACAAAAAGGUCUUAUGUCAUUUUAUGAACGAAUUAGAAAAAAUUUACAAGCUACACUUAAUGAAUUACUUAAUCUAAAUAUAAUAUCUAUUUUAAAUACAAAUGAUGUUGUUGCACCAUGCACAGAUAUGGAUGCUGAAGUAACAGCAGCAAAAGAUGAAAUUGUUAUUAAUGAUAAUGAUUCAUUAGCAACACAUUUAGCUGUUUUAAUAUCAGCUGAUUUAUUAUUAAUCAUGAGUGAUGUUAAUGGUUUAUAUACAGGACCAUCUGAAUUAGAAGGUUCAAGAUUUUUAAAUACAUUUUGUCCAAAACAAGAUUCACAAUUAAUUACUUUUGGUGCUCGAUCAAAAGUCGGUACAGGUGGAAUGGAAUCAAAAGUUAAAUGUGCGUCAUGGGCACUUGAUCAUGAGGUUGGCGUUGUUAUAACAAAUGGACAAAUAGAUAAAGCUAUUUUAAAUAUAAUUGAUACAAAAAAAAUUGGAACAGUUUUUAGAAAAGUACCUAAUCAAUUAUUACCAGUUGAUGUUCAAGCUACAAAAGCUCGUGAUGGUAGUCGACUCUUACAAAAAUUAUCAAGUGAUCAGCGUAAAGCAAUAAUUGAUAAAAUUGCAUUAAGUUUAAAUGAAUAUUCAAAAGACAUUCUUCAAGCUAAUGAACAGGAUUUAGAACAAGCAAAAAAAGGAGGGCAAGUUGUUCAUCGAACACGUUUUGCAGAUGGUUUAAUGUUAAAACAAAUUACAACACCCAUCAGUGUUCUUCUGGUUAUAUUUGAAUCACGUCCAGAUAGUUUACCACAAAUAGCUGCUCUAUCAAUAUGUUCUGGUAAUGGUCUUUUAUUAAAAGAUGGUUCAGACGCUAAAUAUUCAAAUGAAAUAUUAACACAAAUCAUACAAGAUGCCCUUGAAACUUAUGUUUCACGUGAAAUAGUUGCUCUGGGUAAAUAUUAUUUUCCUAGUAUUAAUACACGUGAACAAGUAUCAGAUUUUCUUCACUUAAGAAAAUAUAAUGAUCUUGUUAUUCCACGUAGUUCAAAUGAACUUGUUCGUUCAGUACAAAAACAAAGCGUUCAUAUACCUGUGUUAGGUCAUGCCGAAGGUCUUUGCCAUGUAUAUGUUGAUAAAGAUGCAAAUUUGGAUAUGGCUUUACGUAUUGUACGAGAUUCGAAAUGUGAUUAUCCAAGUGCUUGUAAUGCAAUGGAAACUUUACUUAUUCAUAAAGAUCUUAUUCGACCACCAUUUUUUGAAUCAUUAAUUGAUUUAUUACGUCUUGAAAAGGUGAACGUCUAUUCAGGCCCAUGUUUAUCAGUUAUGAUUCCAUUUCCACCACCAUCGGCAACAUCAUUACUUGUUGAAUAUGGUGAUUUACAAUGUGCUAUUGAAGUUGUUGACAAUGUUCAAGAUGCUAUCGAACAUAUUAAUAAAUUUAGUUCAAAUCAUACAGAUUCAAUUGUGAAAGAGAAUCAAAAUGCAGCCAAUGAUUUCCUUAGUAAAGUUGACAGUACAUGUGUUUUUCAUAAUGUUAGUACACGUUUUUCAGAUGGUUACCGAUUUGGUUUAGGUGCUGAAGUUGGUAUAAGUACAGGACGUAUACAUUCUCGUGGCUCUGUUGGUAUUGAAGGUCAUGGUGAUGUUGUUGCAGAUUUUAAUGAAGGUCGUAAAAAAUUUGUUCAUGAAUAA